Rhopalosiphum maidis (corn leaf aphid) is the source of this 3060-nucleotide messenger RNA. It is a transcript of the gene pygo, whose product is annotated as protein pygopus. NCBI's taxonomy places the organism in Eukaryota, Metazoa, Arthropoda, Insecta, Hemiptera, Aphididae. The transcript is spliced from 7 exons. The coding region runs from base 806 to 2323 and encodes 505 amino acids. The record is from RefSeq and is a predicted model, not a curated record.
UUUUUCAACAUUAUUAUUAUAACUAUUAUUAUUAUUUUUAUUAUUAUCAUUAUAACUAUUAUUAUUAUUAUUAUUAUUAUUAUUAUUAUUAUGUCGCCUCCCUCCAUACCGCUCGCCCAUCACCGCAACUGAAGACGACGACGGCGUUUUACGUUUUUCGCGAUUUACGAAAUCCUUACUAUCAACGUUUUCGGACGCACAGAAUCCGGCCGCUGCCGCCGCCGUAUUAUUAUUAUUAUUAUUAAUAUCGUUUUCUUCGCGGUCGAACAACACGUCCGGCACGGCCAUUGUGGCUGUCGAGUACACACCGUUCGCCUUUUUUUAUUACAUUUUUAUUUCAUUUUUUUUUUAUUUUACUCCUCGUCGCCGAGUAUAUCCGUGCGUGCAUGUGUGCGACAGUAUACGUGAGUGUGUGUGCGUGUUCGUGCGCGCGCGUCGUCUUGCACACACAUAAUAUAUAUAUAUACAGUUUAUAAUACAUAUGUGUAUAAAUAAUAAUAGUUUAUAUACAUAGAGAGAGAUACGUGUAUGUGUACGGUGUAUAUGUAUUAUAAAAAUAAUAAGUUACGUAUCGUACGUUUAUACAAAUAAACACUUUUAUAUACAACGUUGGAUACGUUCGUAACGUAAACGGAAAUAAUUGCCGGCCGAUGGCAGCGUAGGCAGUACAGCGAGUGUCAGCAGCAGCAUACUCCGAUCCUCAGCCACUGUAGAAGGAAGAAUCGAGUCGUCCGUCACAAUUUCCGUUUUUCGACUGCAGUCAUCGCUGUGAUGCAUUCGAUACUCUGAGUUCGAUCUAUUAGCAAUGAGCCACAACAUGGGUGGCAUGGCCCCUUACGUCACGUUACCGAGAGGCCGUAAUCAAAUGGCGUAUUACAACCAAUGUCAAGACAUGCCGCCUCAUAUGCAGAGAGGCCACUGUUAUCCAGAUGAUUUCAAUAAAAUGGGUGGACCCUGCUCGAUGUUGCCUAUGGGCAAUGAGUUUAAAUCACCAAUGAUGACUCCAGAUCCACCUCCACCACCUCCAGCUAAAAAAAAGCGGCGUACUUCUAAUGCUGCUACUGUGACGAAUCAUGCACCUCAACCACCACCACCAUCACCUCAAGAUUUACUUCCACCACCAUUAACUGGUUAUGGAGAUACUAUAGUCGCUUCAAACCCUUUUGAUGACACCCCACCACCACAAGUGAUGAAUACAAAUCAUAUGAACAGACAAAUGAUGAAUUCUCGACCCAUGAUGUCUGGUAGUCCUUGCCACCAAAUGGGUGGCUCACCUAUGAAUUGUGGUCCACCUAUGGGUAGCCCAAUGGGUGGACCAUGUGGUAGUAGUCCACACAGAAAUCCAAUGGUAUGUGGACCCCCUAUGAUGAGUUGUGGUGCACCAGGCAAUAGUCCACAUGCCUUAUCUAUGAAUCGAAGUCCUUCUGCUAUGGGCAGUCCACAUAUGGUGCCAAAUAUGCGUGGCAACAGCCCUAUGGAAUGUGCUGCCAUGGUAAAACCGUCUUUGAAUUGUGCUUCACCUAUGGGUAGUCCCAUACCUCAAAAUACCAAUAUGAACAUUCAUCCACCAAUGUCUAGUCCCAUGACAAUGGGUCCUUCACCACUUAACGGUCAUCCUAACUCAGGUCCUGGUGGCAGUCCCAUGAUGAUGGGCCGAGGGGGCCCUUCACCUUUAACAAAUAGUCCAAUGUCAAUGAAUAUGCCAGUAAGCUCAGCGGACAUGAAUGAUAUGAGUCCACACAUGUCAGUAGAUAAUAAUGGUUGUCCAGUACGUGGUCCUCCAUGUCCAGGAUCCAACAACAUGACAUCUGUUUCCAUGGCUUGUAGGCAACCAAUGUCAAAUCAACAGUGCAAUAGUAUGCCUGGGCCUAGUAAUAUGAUGAACUGUCCAAGAGGUAUGCCCUGUCCCCAGAUGAUGCGGGGUCCACCUCAACCUUCUGAACAACAUAGACUUAUGCCUCCUAUGAUGCAUCAUUCUCAAAUACCCAAUAGUCAACAACCAGGUGGAUAUGGGCCUGGACCUAAUUCUAAACCAAUGCCAGUGUCGGCUGGAAAGAUUUACCCUCAUGAUCAACCAAUGGUGUUCAAUCCACAAAAUCCAAAUGCCCCACCAAUUUAUCCUUGUGGUAACUGUCAUAAAGAAGUGCAUGACAAUGAUCAAGCUGUUUUAUGUGAAUCUGGUUGUAAUUUUUGGUUUCAUAGGGUUUGUACAGGCUUGAUGGAGCCUGCGUUCCAGUUACUUACAGCCGAAGUAUACGCUGAGUGGGUGUGUGACAAAUGUCUACAAACAAAAAAUAUACCUUUGGUAAAAUACAAACCCUAACGAAUACAUUUAACAUCUCUCAACCCUAAAUGACUUUAGCUUUCAUGCACUGAUUGUUACAAUAAUUACAGUGCUUCAAACCUUCAGUGGAUUAAGUACUUAAUCUCAGUUACAAGCAUUAACACAAUUUAAAAUACUUAUUAUUCAUAUAUGGAUUAUAAUUUAUAUGAAAUCAAAAAUAAUUAUUUUUGAGUUAUUGUCAGUCUUAUAAUUUUUGUUUUAUAUUUAUGUGUAUAUUAUAUUUAUAUAUGUGUGCAUAUAUAUUAUAUAUAUAUAUAUUACAUAUAUUUUUUUAUUGAGUUACGACUGAGGUUCAAAAUGAUAAUGUGUAGCGUAUAAAAAUUCCUCCUUUGUACUCAUCAGUAUUUCAACUACUUGCAUACAUUGAGCGUUUUGCCAUUUGAUUUUUAUUUGGCAUUUAAAAAAUCUAAAGUUCCUUCGAAUAUACAACAAAUUGGGCCUUUUCCUUUUCAAUCUAUUAAUGCAUUGUCUUAUUGCCACUUUUUUCUUCUUUAUUAUUUUAAUUUUAUUACUUUUUUCACAAUUGAAUUGUUUUUGUAUAAUGCAGAAUGCUCUUAAUAAUGUCAUGAUUUAUUAUAUAUUUGUGUAUAUCUGUUGUCAUUGGUUAUAAAUACUUGUAUUUGUAAUCAAUGAUGUAAUAAAGAAACAUUUUUUUUUUUUUAGAAAAUAAUUUAACACAAUCAAUAUGUUUGUAAAUAGUUAGUUCAAUUAAAAAA